This is a messenger RNA of Pocillopora verrucosa, 6087 nucleotides long. The record is from RefSeq and is a predicted model, not a curated record. Lineage: Eukaryota; Metazoa; Cnidaria; Anthozoa; Scleractinia; Pocilloporidae.
GCGACCAAGAUAGGUCGUGAAAAACGCGCUUCGAAAAAACCUGAAACACCAAGCUUUUUUGACAAAAGAAAUGCUGAGGAAGUUGACUUUCCCCGUGGUGGUGCUUCUGCCUUAAGUCCACUUGAAGUGAGGAAAAUCAAGAAUGAGGCUGAGAAGGAUGUUCUUUUUGGGAAGUCAUCAGUAGAUCCAGAAUUGCUCCCAAAAAGUGGAAAGAAAAGUAAGAAACCCAAGAAGUCUGAAGUGGAUGAUAGCAAGCCUGAAUUUAUAGAGAAGUCUAAAUCAAAGUUUGUGGAAACUCUGACUUUCAAGAAACUCUAUGUGGGAAUGAAAGUUCUGGGAGCUAUCCGCGAAGUAAAUGAAUAUGACAUGGCUAUAAGUCUGCCAAAUGGUUUGGGUGGAUUUGUUCAUAUUACAAACAUAAAUGAGAAGAUCACUGAGAGAUUAAAGAACAUCUUAGAGGUUGAUGAGAGUGGAAACACAGAGGACACACCAAGUUUCCCAGGGCUUGCAAAAUUCUUUACAGUAGGGUCUCUGGUGCAGUGUUCAGUCUUGGAAACUGAAGGCCCAAAACCUGGAAAAAAGAAAAUCAAAUUAUCUGUGGAUCCUAAAGAGCUUAAUAGUGGCAUCACCAAGUUAUCUUUAAAGCAAGGGAUGGUCCUUUCAGGGUUUGUAAAAAGUGUUGAAGACCAUGGCUACCUCAUAUCAUUUGGCAUUGAUGACACAACAGCUUUUCUACCAAAGACCAGUCUAAACAGAGAAUUUGAAGAGGGGAAUCCCCUUUCACUGUUAAUUAAGUCUGUGACAAAAGAGCAGAGAAUCAUAACAGUCAGCGUGGACACAGAUGAGGUUCAAGGUGCAAUGAUUACAGAGGAUAUGAAAUUGAAGUUCUCAGCACUUCUUCCUGGUAUGCUUGUCAAAGCAUCUGUAACUCAGGUGACUCAGAGUGGUCUGAUCCUGGAUUUUCUGGGAGGAUUUGAAGGAUCGGCAGACAUAAUUCAUCUUCCAAACUGUGGUGGGGAUGGAAAGAAUUUGGAAGAAACCUAUCCAUUGAAGAAAAAGGUGAAAUGUCGCAUUCUGUAUGUGAAUGCCAAUAAGAAGACAGUAGGUGUUAGCCUUCAAGAGACAACUGUACUCCAUAAAACUGCAACCUUUGGUCAUUGGUCAGUUGGUGAUGUCAUUGAUGAUGCCGCUGUGUUCAGAGUUGAUCAGAAAAUGGGUUUAUUUUUGAAUUUGUCCGAUGGAAUUCUUGGAUUUACUCAUAUUUCUAGAGUGUCAGAUGAGCAUGUGGAGAAACUGGGAAAGAAGUAUAAAGUUGGAAGCACUCAUAGGUGCCGUAUCCUUGGUUUCAAUUCGCUGGAUGGCUUGGUUAACCUAACUAUGGAAAGGUCUGUCAUUGAGCAACCAUUUUUGAGUUAUCGUGAUAUCAAGCCAGGAGAACUGGUUAAGGGAAAGAUAACGAGUUUAGAGAAGUUUGGAAUGUUUGUCUCUUUAACGGACCACAUCAAAGGCUUGUGUCGUACACUUCAUUUAGCAGAUAUAAAUCUUCAACAUCCAGAGAAGAAAUUGAAAGAAGGAAAAACUGUGAAAUGUAGGGUUCUCUCAGUUUGGCCAGAUCGACGCCGUUUGCUGCUCACUCACAAGAAGACACUGAUAGAGUCAUCGCUUCCAAUCAUCACUGAGUACUCUCAAGCACAGCCUGGAGUCAGUUGUCAUGGCUUUGUUGUAGCCAUCAAAGACUUUGGGUGCUUUGUAUUAUUUUACAAUAAUGUCAAGGGCUUGGUGCCACUACGUGAGCUUGGGAUUCCGGCCGAUACUGAUCCUCGCAGUGCAUUCUACCUUGGUCAAGUCGUGUUGUGCCAUGUGUUGAGUUGUGAGCCAGACCAGAUGAGGUUAAGGCUGUCGUUGAAGAAAAGUUCCAGGCCUGGCCCUGCUUUGGAAAAUGUCAACAUUACAACAUCUUUGUUAGAAGCUGAUGUAGUAAACAGCAGCGAGGAAGGGCUGGAUGUUGCACUUCUUCCUAGCGGUGCACCAGCAUUUCUUCCAGUUCCGCAUUUAUCAGAUCAUGUCGGCAACUGCAAGGCUCUCCUCUCUGUCUACAAACCCUCAACAAGAUUGACCAAUGUUUUUUGUUAUGGCAGGAACAAGAGGCAGGAAAUUACUGUUUCUUUGAAACCAUCUCUUGUAAAAGCUGCAUCUGAGGAAAGACUUAUUACCAGCUUUAACGACGUCGAAGUGGGAAUGAUCUUACCUGGUUUUGUCAAAAAAGUGAUGAGUUAUGGAGUGUUCGUUGAGUUUUCAACGGGAAUUUUUGGGCUUGCUCCAAACUCGUUUCUUGCUGAUCAUUUUGUGUCAGAACCCGCUUUUCACUUUCCUACUGGACGGACAGUUAUGGCAAAGGUCACUGAAAUUGAUGAAGAAAGGCAGAGAUUUCUUGUUAGCCUCAAAAUGUCCGACUGUUGCCCUGAAAUUAUCGUUGAAGGGAGUUCUGAUCCUGCUGUAGAGUUGUUGGAAAAUUAUCUCUUUGAGAGACAGAAGAUUGUUCAACAGUUGGCGUCCAGUUCAGGUGUGUAUGAGGACAUGGAGGCUCUGUUUUCACUUGGUCCAGGAUCCUGUGUUGAGGCAAAGGUUCUUAGUGUGAAAUUCCGAGGCAUCCUUUUACAGCUUGCCAACGGCGUUCAGGGUUUUACUCCCCACCAGCUUGCCAAAGGAGUAAGCUGUGAGCCAGGCGAAGUUGUGUUCGGCUGUGUUUUGGACUGGGAUUUCGAUAAGAAAUGUGUGAUUGUCUCAUUAAAUCCAGAACUAGUAGCUGAAAGGAAGGCCGUGGAGACUCAAAAAGAAAAACAAAAAAGGCUGAAACAUGGACGCAUUUUAAAGGCUUGUGUUCAACUAAUCAAGGAGAACUACAUUGUGGUGACGAUUCCUCAACACAAUUACCAGCUGGCGUAUGCACCUACUAAAAUGCAUUUGAACGACAUCAGAGAUGCAUCAAAGCGAUUUGCUGUGGGACAAGAAUAUUCUUCAAUAGUACAAAGACCAGUCAAGGCGAACGGCAGCCUUCUACCUUUAGUGAUCCUUCAAGAAAAACAAAUUGGAAAGGAAAAUGUCGUGCCUGGUGCUAUUGCCACAGCGCAGGUGAAGUCAGUUAAGGACCUUCAAAUGAAUGUGAAUUUGUGUAAUGGGAAAUUUCAUGGAAGAGUGCAUGUCACAAAAAUUUGGGAUGAGGUUGUACAGGGAGAGUCACCACUGAAGGGCUUCCACAAUGGGGAUAAAAUUCAAGUCAAGAUUCUUGGAUUUCGCGACGUGAAGACGCACAAGUACUUACCAGUAACGCACACCAAUUUCACUAAAUCUGUAGCCGAGCUGACAAUGAAACCCAGUGAGUUAUUAGAAGUCAGCGGUGAUCAGCAGAGUGCUUCAAAUGGAAAUACUGAAGGGGGCGGAGCUGACAAGAAACUUGUGGACUACCAAGUUGGGGAAGAAGUAAAUUGCUAUGUGAAGUCGGCCACAGAUUAUUGCGUGUGGAUGAUGUUGAGUCCAGCUGUAAACGGGAGAGUAGCGCUUCUACACGCCUCGUCUGACUUGGAGGUGUUGAAGUCCCUUAAAACUCAUUUCAAGCCUGGAGAUGGAUACAGAUGUGUGGUGUUGAGCGUGGAUGAAGAAAAAAAAUUGCUGGACCUUUCAAUCAAUGUCAAAGCUGGAUCUAAAAUCGAGGUCACCCAAGUGUUAACAGGCCAGGUUGCCAAGAUUUUUCCCGACCAAGGACUCCUCGUCCGGCUUCCCAUGUACAAAUAUGGUGUGGUCGGUCUCACAGACCUCAGUGACAAUUAUGAGGAAAAUCCUUUGGAAAGCUUUACAACCAUGCAGCUUGUUAGGUGUUUUGUCCUGUCAACGAAAAGCAAAGACGAAUUUGAUCUGUCACUUAGACCUUCAAGGACACAAGCAGUGGCAACAAUAAACGAGGAAGUUGCAAAUACUAACGAGGAGGAUCGCGAGAUCAACAGUAUAAGUGAUCUAAAAGAAGGGGACAUCAUCCGGGGCUUUGUUAAGAGUUGUUCUGAUGUGGGUGUCUUUGUCAGUCUGGCCCAUCACAUUGUUGGCAGGGUACAAAUAAAGAACUUAUCGCAGUAUUUCGUGAAGAACUGGAAGCCUUUAUUCCCCAUGGGAAAGUUAGUUAAAGGCAAAGUUUUAAGUAUUGACCUGAUCAAAGGACACCUGGAGUUGUCUUUGAAAGGGAGAGAUGUCGGUGGACCCGACCCAGCACCAAAACCAACGCGUUUAGAUGAAAAAGAGAAACGAGACAAAGAGAAGAAAGAACAGAAAAGGAAGAGAAAGAAGGAAAAAGAGAAUAAAACAAAGGACGGAUCAGAUGAUGAAGCAGAAGUUAUUUUAAAGAAACUCAAAGCAGAUUCCGAUCACGAGGACAGCCCUGAAAGUGAAAGCGAAGAAGAAGACGAGACAUCUGGAAACAUUUCAGAUGAAGAGGCUGACGACGCAAAUUCGCACAAAUCAAAUGGAGUACCAAGAUUGGAGAUUUCAAGCGGAUUUGACUGGAGCGAGGACGGAAAUUAUAGAGAAAGGACACAAAAGAGACAACAUGAGGAUAAUAACGACGAUGAUGAGAGCAGCGAGAGUGAAACUGAAGCCAGCGGACAGGUUGCUCGUAAGAAGAGUAAAAGACAGAAGAGGGCAGCAAAGAAAGCCGAAGAGGAGUUCUUAUACAAGACGGAACAAUCGCUUUUAGAUCAGGAUCGCUUGCCAGAGACUGCCGAGGACUUCGAUCGCGCUGUGUUAUCAUCGCCUAACAACUCAGUAGUGUGGUUGCAGUACAUGGCGUAUCACCUUCAUACCACAGACAUCGAUAAGGCACGAACGGUGGCCGAGAGAGCACUGAAAACUAUAUCAUUCAGGGAAGAGCAAGAGAAACUAAACGUGUGGGUGGCCCUAAUGAACUUAGAAAACCUUUACGGCACGCAGGAGUCCUUAGUUAAGGUGUUUGAGCGAGCCCUACAACAAAAUGAGCCCAAGAAAGUGUUCUUUCAACUUAUUGGUAUCUACUCAAGAACGGAUAAAACGGAGUUGGCCGAGCAGUUGUACCAUACGAUGGUGAAGCGGUUCAGUCAAAGUAAAAAGGUGUGGAUCGGCUUCAGUUUGUUCUAUAUGAAGCAAGGAAAGCUUGACUUGGGCAGGAAAUUGUUGCAACGAAGUCUAAAAAGUCUGCCGAAGAGGAAACAUAUCGAAACUAUAGUCCAAUUCGCCCUGCAUGAAUUCAAAUAUGGUGAGCCACAGCGAGGGCAGACAAUGUUCGAGAGCAUUCUGACCAACUAUCCAAAAAGGAGCGACCUGUGGUCUGUGUAUCUGGAUAUGAUGAUCAAACAAGGAGACAUUGAACCUGUUAGGCAAAUUUUUGAAAGAGUUAUCCACAUCAAUCUGUCCUCGAAAAAGAUGAAGCUCUUUUUCAAGCGGUAUCUGGACUUUGAGCGGCAGUACGGUGACGCACUCAGUAUAGAAAAUGUCAAGACUAAAGCAGUGGAGUAUGUUGAAUCAAAGGCGGCCCUGAUUUAAGAUACCGUUUAGUCCUUGAAUUUCUUAAGGUUGCUUCGAGGCUGUAGCAGUAGUGAUUAUGCUGGCGGUGCCACUCUUUGGAGUCGCUGGAGCUCGCGAUAGAAGUCAAAGAUGUUCCUAAGUGACAUGACAUUUUCUGGGGAAAUAAUUUGUGACGACAAACUCGUCUUUUUUCGUUUUUGUCCAACGACAAAACAAAUGAAUUAUUCUUAUAGGAACUUAUUAGAUAAAAAAGAAAGGCUAUAGAGAAAACUCAAACCACGAGGGAAAAACAUUUUUUAAAAUUUAUUUACUCUACGCAAAAAGAUCAAUGUGAGACUACAUUUUUAUGCAUUCGAACUUUGGCCCUUGAGUUUUCCAUUUUACUGAAUAUAAUAUUUUUACUCUGAUGAACGCAAGGAGUGGAGGCGUUUCAUAAAUGAACUGUGCUCUUUGAAAGUGAGGGAGUUAAAAGUUCUGCGAGGAGGUUUUUGUUUCGGGGAAACUUCUCACUGAAGUUUCGCAUGUUCGUGUCUCUGGUGCAAA